This is a messenger RNA of Drosophila ficusphila, 809 nucleotides long. RefSeq lists its product as uncharacterized. The record is from RefSeq and is a predicted model, not a curated record. Bases 41 to 775 code for a protein of 244 amino acids. Lineage: Eukaryota; Metazoa; Arthropoda; Insecta; Diptera; Drosophilidae. The transcript has 2 exons.
UUGCUGAAAGGGUUAACUAGUGUGUCCUGCUUGAAUAAAAAUGAAGUCUGUAUUUCUGAUUGCACUUAUCUUGGCCCUGAGCAGCUGCCAAGGUGCCGAAGUCGCCGAACCUUUGGCAGCUCAGGACCGUUCUUUCUCUAGCGUGAUUCUGGAGGGAGUGGAAGCGUUUAGAGGAGUCCUGCAAAAUGGAAGCCCCAAGUACGGAGUUCCCGUGAUGGCCCCCAUGAAGCUUAAUGAAAGGUCGUUUGAAUUCAGUUCGGGAGAAUUCAGUGGUACCAUCGGAGUCGAGGGCUUUGAGCUGCAGGGUCUCGAUCAAUACGAAGUCAUUACCCUGAAAAUGGACCUGAUCAGGAGUCGUUGUGAAUUUGAGUUUAAUUUCGGAAGCGUGAACGUGACCACCGAUUACGAUCUGGAUAUGGGCAGCGGCUAUCGAUUCAAGCGCGACGGUGGAGCCUUCUUUGCCCUUGAAAACCUAAACAUCCGUGGAAGGGUCAGCUACUCACUGGGCGUGUUAUCCGGAAACCUUCGCGUGAAGGACAUCCUUAUUUAUCCCUCGGUGGGCAAUGUCAACUCGCAGAUCGAGAACCUCUCCAAGUACCGCAUUUUCAACCGUAAGUUGAACGAGGUCAUCGAGGAGUUCGUCACCCUGACAAUCAACGACAACACCGAUUUUGUCGCGUCCUGGGUCUCCGAACAGGCCACUCCCAUUUGCAACGAUCUCAUUGGAGAUCGUACUCUGAGUGAUAUUAUUGCUAUUAUCACGGGAGGCAACUAACAACACACAAUAAAGUCACCAGUAUCUCAACUUA